UCGCCAUCCCCCCCCGCCAGCGACUUGCAUGCUUGCCGACGAACGGAUUCAGCGGGGACGCCUUCCUCGGAGUGACUGGCCGUGCGGAGGAAUUGGCGACUCGGUGGUGGCAUUCUGAGCUGCGGGAGCUGGGUGGACGCCCCGAUCCUCGCUGGAUUCAAACGCAACUCCCGCCUAUUCGCUCUUCUUCUCUGCGACGCCUCUGAUUGAUAUACUAACGAGCAAAAUGGAAGACCUCAUCGGGGACCCCUUCAUCUACAACCAGGCUGUAGCCCAUCCUCUGAGCGAACUUGAAGACACUGCGAUCGCCGUCGACGCUACAUACUACCUCCAGCUGCAUCUCGAUGUCCUCCCGGGCAACGAGCCCCUCCUCCCGGCCCUCGGUGGCCUGACGGGGAUCCAGGGCCGUAUCGAAAACGAAUUGGAUCAUUGGAAGGCCCAUAAGAUCAUCCCUUUCUUCAUCUUCGAUGGCCAGUCCGUGGCUGGCCAAGACGAGGCGGCGGUCAAACGCGGCCUAGCCAACUGCCUGAAGUUGGACAUUUCGUGGGACCUGUACUUCAAUGGUCGCGCCGACGAAGCCGUGUCCGCCUUCGGCCAGAGCACAAGCGCCUUUCCCGCCAGGGCCCUCUAUCCCCUUCUGCAGUCCAUCUUGAAAAAGCGCGGCCUGCACUUCCUUGUCCCUCCGUUCAACGCCUCUGCGCAGAUCGCAUACUUUGACCUGAUCGACUCGGACCAGUGUGCCGGAGUGAUGGGCUCCUCGGAGCUCCUGCUCUAUCCGAUCCGAGACUGCGUCAUCCGCACCAUCGACUGGGAGAACAACCUGGUCUAUGCAGUUUCGAAGAAACACAUCCUCAAGGCUCUGAAUGUCAGCGAAUCCCUCUUCGUCGACGCGUUCCUGAUGACGGGGACGUCCUUCCUUCCGCCUUUUCCGCCCCUGGCCGACCAGACCAUCAUCAAGACACAGCCGCACACGGUAGCUGAUGCGGUUAACAUGCUGCGAACGGCAGAGAAGUCGGUGACGCUGGUCUGCAGCAGCUUCCAAGACAUCCUGAAGAGCCAGGAUCCCGAUUGGUUGGACAAGUACCGCAAAGCCCGCAUGGUCGUUGACCACUUCGUUUACAUCGCCGAGAACGGCGAAGUCAAGGUUCACGACUACGAGCACUUGACCAACGAUAAUCACGAGUCUUGCCAACCCUUGACGGGGUCGCUUCGGAAGAGUACAAGAAGUUGGUGACGACCCAGUCCGUCCG
Thermothelomyces thermophilus ATCC 42464 is the source of this 1250-nucleotide messenger RNA. RefSeq lists its product as uncharacterized. The transcript is spliced from 5 exons. The coding region runs from base 227 to 1234 and encodes 335 amino acids. Lineage: Eukaryota; Fungi; Ascomycota; Sordariomycetes; Sordariales; Chaetomiaceae. The record is from RefSeq and is a predicted model, not a curated record.